Molecule: messenger RNA, 1083 nt
Organism: Parnassius apollo (apollo)
Lineage: Eukaryota; Metazoa; Arthropoda; Insecta; Lepidoptera; Papilionidae
Source: the annotation of a GenBank genome assembly
AUGGCAAGUGAUCAAGAUUAUAUCGCACAAUGUAUUCAGGUGAUUAUGUUAGACGCGCCUUCAUGCCGAAGCGGCGGUGUGUCAGUGGUGGGUGCGGCACGCGGCGAAUCCGUCGUGAUCGUAUGCGAGGUGGACGCAGACCCGCCAGCCGCUGUCUUCAAGUGGAAGUUCAACAACUCGGGCGAGACGCUCGACGUAGCCGCAGACAGAUAUACUUCGAACGGCAGUGCAUCAAGCCUCAAGUACACGCCUGUCGCUGAUCUGGACUAUGGAACACUUUCGUGCUCAGCGUCAAAUGAAGUUGGUACACAGCUCGCACCCUGCGUGUUCCAAAUGGUUGCUGCAGGUAAACCUCAUGCACCGCGCAAUUGUACGCUAUGGAAUCAAACAGCUGAUUCAGUGGAAGUGUCCUGCGUGGCAGGCUUCGACGGUGGCCUGCCGCAACGAUUCCUUCUUGAGGUCUACUCCGGCGAUGACGAUAUACCCAGGGUAAAUAUCACAUCAGACGAGCCGUCGUGGACUGUGCGGGGGUUGGAGUGGGAUGUGCGGUUCAGACUGGCUGCCGUGGCUGUGAACAGCAAAGGACGGUCACUUCCUGCGCACCUCGACGAUGUGCUUUUUCGGGACCCUGAAAAAAGAACAGCAUCGGAGAGCGCUUUGGGAGCGGGCGCAGCGGGUGCUGCGAGCGCAGGCGCGGCGGGGGCGGGCGCGGCGCUGGCGCUGCUUGCGUGCGCGUGUCGCGCCGCCCGCCGCCGCCGCGCGCACCCCGUGAAGCCACCCACGAAGCCGCUCGCCCCGCGCACCGAUAAAGCGGAACACGACGACGCGGAACCGGAUCUCAUACCCAACAACUAUUGUGAAUCAUCAGCCGUGCCUGCGCGCACUACGCCCACGUCUAUCUCCGCCCCGCUAACUGCCCCACUGACAGCACCGCUCGUUGUUCCAUUAACAACACCUUUAGCCACUCCGGUAAGCACGUGGGCACCUCGUAGCGCGUCCGGCACGUUGCGGACAGCUGACCUCAACGUCGACGCUAUAAAGGAGAAGCUUCUAGACAAUCGGAUCCCGGAGUCGUGCGUCUAG